This is a messenger RNA of Raphanus sativus (radish), 765 nucleotides long. RefSeq names its product pathogenesis-related protein 1-like. NCBI's taxonomy places the organism in Eukaryota, Viridiplantae, Streptophyta, Magnoliopsida, Brassicales, Brassicaceae. The coding region runs from base 55 to 552 and encodes 165 amino acids. The record is from RefSeq and is a predicted model, not a curated record. The transcript has a single exon. Gene Ontology annotation, cellular component: extracellular region.
UCACAUUUUAAAUCAUCCAAAACUUUAAAAUUCUUAACGUCAGAAACGAAAAAGAUGAAAAUCUUUAACCCAUCCCAAAACCUAAUCUUAGCCACAACCAUUUUCCUACUGUCUAUUGUUCCCCUAAGAGCCCAAGACACGCGACAAGACUUCUUGGAUGCUCAUAACCAAGCCCGAGCCGAGGUUGGGGUGGGUCCUUUAAGGUGGGACAACCAGGUGGCUGCUUAUGCCCGUAACCAUGCGAACCAGCGUAAAAGCGUCGGCUGUUCCAUGAAACACUCGAGUGGUGGGACCUAUGGAGAGAACAUCGCUUGGAGCAGCGGUGACAUGUCAGGCGUCGAAGCAGUUGACAUGUGGGUGAAGGAGCAAAAAGACUACAAUUAUGAUUUCAACACAUGUGCUCCGAACGAAGUGUGCGGCCACUAUACGCAGGUUGUGUGGAGAAACUCGGUGAAGUUGGGAUGUGCAAAAGUGAGAUGCAACAAUGGUAACACCUUUAUUACUUGCAACUAUGAUCCUCCCGGUAACUGGAAUGGUCAGUGGCCUUACUAAGACAUCAAAAUUAAAACCCUCGUUUGAAUAUGCUUCGAAAUAUAUGUUAUACAGAUGUAUGUACUGUUUCUAUGUUGUUUAUCUAUACCAAUCUCUGUUGUCAGCUAAUAAUGAUUGGUUUGUCCGGUCCGGUUCUCUUUUGUAAUGGAAUAAUAAAAUCCAAAUGCUACGGCACUUGCUUUGUUUGCGAUAUAUAUAAAUCUUCUUUUUGUU